This is a messenger RNA of Diaporthe citri, 2169 nucleotides long. RefSeq lists its product as uncharacterized. Gene Ontology annotation, molecular function: ubiquitin protein ligase activity. Bases 1 to 2169 code for a protein of 722 amino acids. NCBI's taxonomy places the organism in Eukaryota, Fungi, Ascomycota, Sordariomycetes, Diaporthales, Diaporthaceae. The transcript is spliced from 2 exons. Gene Ontology annotation, cellular component: cytoplasm. The record is from RefSeq and is a predicted model, not a curated record. Gene Ontology annotation, biological process: protein ubiquitination.
AUGGAUGAGGAUGCCAUGGACUAUGAAAUGCAACGCCACGAUCCUCACGCACAUGUUGGACCACGGGUAGGAGGAGGUUGCCCGGCAUUGGCUGGCUGGCGUGGAGAACAGCAUCGAAACUUGUGGCAGGAGCACCGGGGCUGGAGCCAGCAGUACUUCCCACCGAUCUCAUCAGAUGCCUUCAUCUAUCCUCACCACCACCCUCAACCGCCCUCGUUCUUGCAGCACUGGCCCCACGGCGCCGGCAACACCACCACCAGCAGCAACACCAGCAACACCACACCACACCUUGGCCUGCCAGCCUCGCGACCAGCAGAUUCAAAUUACGAGGGUUCCUUCAACCACCAGAUCCCAGAGUUCAGCCCGCUACCUCCAAUCUCGGCUCACCAGCCCUACUCUCCAGUCACAUUCGUCCCACCGGCACCACGUCCCCUGCAGCGGAAUCAGCAAAUACCCCAAGGCCCAGGGGACUUCCAACAUAUCUUGCACUCUAACCAGACCAGCCCCAACCCUGCCACAGAACCCGUCGAGGGCGAGGCACAGCGCUCCGAAUCUCAGCCCGCGUCCAGAGCACCCCACCACCUUGGGUCUACUUCUCCUUCUGAGCCUAGCAACGCCGGCUCCGGGCACGACACGGACGUGAGCAGGCCCUCUCACCCGUCCCACAACCCUCAGUUGCGCUCGAAUGGCCACGGCUUCCCGCCCAGUCACCCGGAUGUGAACAUGCAGCCACAUGCCAGGCUUCCCCCGCCGGCCCCAAAUCAAAGGGUGCUGCCUCAGGAUUCUGCCUCGAGGAGAGCCUCGGUUGCAGCGUACAGCUCGCGUGAGGGAUUCACGUCUCCGUCUUCUGCUUUCGCUGGGCUGAGAUCUAGGCCAGGUGUGGUAUCGAACGAGGGAAACAGUGACACUCCGGUAUCUCCGGGGUCCAGCUUGGACGACGACAGUGAUCCGGACGAGAGCGGCCCACGCUUUCCUUACGCCGGCCUCCGCAGUGUCCGACAAGCCCAGCUCCUCCGUGGCCAGAUGUCCAACAAGCGGGUCGCUUCUCAGAAGGCUAUCAAGGCAUUGCAGAACGUGGAGAUCCAGAGUCUGCCCGAGAACGAGAGAACCUGCGUAAUUUGCUACAAUGACUUUGGCGUCGCCAGCCCGGAAGGCAUAAACGAGCAUCCACUGCGCUUGCCAAAGUGCAAGCAUGUAUUCGGCAACCACUGCAUCCUCAAGUGGUUUGAAGACGCCGAUAGUUGCCCGUACUGCCGGGAUAAGCUGCACUCGGAGCCCGCACCGCCGAGUAGGGAUAUGUUGCGUAGGACAUACCAAGUCGCCAGGGUCGACGCGGAGGUGGGCGUGCCUGCAUACCGUAGGGCGAUACAAGCUCUGAGGAGGGACUCGUCUGGCGUAGACAUGUACCAUCAGUAUACCAUACAUCCACGUGGUGCUCAGCCUCACCCCGAAGGCUCUCACCGCGAUGCUUCAGCUGCUGGCGAGCGGCGGGCACCACCGGAGGAUCCGAGCGACACUCAGCGGAGACAGCGCCCACGGCACGACGCUUCAAGGACAUACGAUCAGCGGCAUGGAAGCCUGCUGCUCCAUGGCGCCAUCAGUGAACAGAGAUACGACCCUUCGCACACUGCCUCACAGCAGCACAGUCCGGUCCGUCUGCCUUUUCCCCCCUCCCAGUCGCAUAACCCACCGCAGCCUGGUCACCUGCACGACGUGUGGCCUCGGAGAACGCAGAACAUGCCUAACUUGCAGCAGUCAAUCUUCCCACGCACAUCCAACAUCCCGCAUCAGACGCAGGCUGCCAACCACCCUGCCACUCUCGCGCCUCUAGGACCGAACUCUUCGGGCUUCUCAGGCUACGUUCCUUCAAGUCCUCCGGCAAGCAGCUCAGUAGGCGCUUACCCUCCGCCAUUGUCGCACAUGGGAAACUAUCAAAACUACUCGGGCCCUCUUAGUGGAGGCGGCCUGCAAGCCCCGACAUCAGCGGAGCUUCCGCUCCCAACAUCAUUUCCAGGGCCACCACCUCCUCACGCAGCCUUUGCUCAACAACUUCCCCAUCUGAGUCAGUUUCGAAACCCUGCCUACACACCAUUUCAUCUGGGUCUGGAGUAUGGACGCGCGGAUCAGAGUAUAGCAAUGGCGAAUAGUGGAUUCUAUACUCCGAACUAA